AUGACACCAAAUUCCUUCCGAAUCAAUGACUCGAACAUUGCGCUGACUGAUCUAAACAAGGAUUUAAUUAGAAUGCGAAACUGGUGCUUUGAUAACCUGCUCUUGCUGAAUCCAGACAAAACUAAAUUGAUGGUCUACGGAAGCCGCCAAAUGCUCGCGAAGUUACCUGAUUUUAGACUCUCGCUACUUGGUAAGGAACUUACACCUGCUUCAUCAGUGAAAGAUCUCGGA
Molecule: messenger RNA, 231 nt
Organism: Paramuricea clavata
Lineage: Eukaryota; Metazoa; Cnidaria; Anthozoa; Malacalcyonacea; Plexauridae
Source: the annotation of a GenBank genome assembly